Zalophus californianus (California sea lion) is the source of this 962-nucleotide messenger RNA. It is a transcript of the gene GCSAML, whose product is annotated as germinal center associated signaling and motility like. Bases 256 to 666 code for a protein of 136 amino acids. NCBI's taxonomy places the organism in Eukaryota, Metazoa, Chordata, Mammalia, Carnivora, Otariidae. The record is from RefSeq and is a predicted model, not a curated record. Gene Ontology annotation, biological process: regulation of B cell receptor signaling pathway; regulation of lymphocyte migration. The transcript is spliced from 6 exons.
AAAAUAUCGGUAUUCUGGAGAUCUAAGAUUUCUGAAGAACCGGAAAGUCCCUCCCUCUUCUGAUUCUCCAAUCCUGGAGUUUCCUUGAAAGAAAGAAUGUUUCCUGCCUUCUCUACCAUGCCCAUUCCUUGGCAGCUCAUGGUUGGUAGCAGCACAAGUCAGUGGUCAGAUGCCACGUCCUGCCUCAUAUUGUGCCCAUCAUUGGUGAAAGUGGAGUAAAACUCCGGAGCUGAAAAGCAGAGUCACAGUGAGAGAAUGGGGAAUUAUCUCCUGAGAGAAUUCAGUUGCCUGAGAAACAACCAAAAGAAGCUCAAGAAAGUAAACCAAGAUGUGGAAAGAAAACAGCAGGAAAUGACUACAUAUGAGAGACAAAAUCAAGUUCAAGAUAAGAAAAGUAAAGAAGUUUCAUCUACUUCUAAUCAGGAAAAUGAGAAUGGCAGUGGUUCUGAGGAACUGUGCUACUCCAUCAUUAGUCACAGACCUUAUCGGAGGCCCUCCCUGAGCUCCAAUGAUGAUGGUUAUGAGAAUAUCGACUCUACCACAAAGAGAGUGAGGCCAUUUAGAAAUGGGUCAGAAACAGAAUAUGCCCUUGUCAAGAUGACUUGUGUUACUAGGCCUUCUUCCUGUACUCUUGAGCAUGAUUAUGAACUUGUGCUUCCCCACUAGAAAUCUCAUGCUUCAUCAUCUUACACUAACAGAGAUGAUACAGAAUAGUGACCUCCAGGGAAGUGUUUCUACAUCUUUGGAACAUGACAGUUCUGUGGUUUGGGUUAAGCCAUAUAAAUUGAUAUAAAGGUAUAGAGUAUUCUACAUCUUUUUGUUUGUAAGGUUUGAAGACAUGGAGAUGAUGGAACCUUCCUAGGGCAAUGGACAUCCAUAGAUAUAUGACCUAAUAUCCAAUUCCAACACUGCUCUCCAAAUUUCAAAUGCCAAAAAUUUCUGCUCAUAAUUAUCUAUUUCAC